CGAUCCGGGAGUGGCAAUAAGGUUUGUAACUAAUACCACUAAUAAAUCGAGGCAAACUUUAUUAAAUCGUCUUUUAGCGAAGUGUUAUUAACAUCAAGAAAAAAAAAAGUAUAAAAGCUAAGAUUGAUAGCAGAUUUUAUUCUCUUACUCUCAAAAAUUUUAAAAACGACGAUAUAUUCCGACUAAAAUACUUGGUUAUAAAAUGUUAGUCCAUCUUCGCUAAACAACCCAAAACAAAAAAAUUAAACAAAUAGUUGUUGGUUUAGUCAUUGGAAAUCAACAUUAAAAAAUUGCUUCAACUAAUACGAAAUAAAACUAUGGAGGAAACGUUUGGUAAAAGACAUUUAAAUAGUAAAUUCCAGCAUCGGAGUAGUUCUGCAGUUGAAGUACUAAAGAAACAAAUUGACUUAGAAAAGAGUACCUUAAAGUACCACAAUUUAAGCCAGAUUCCAGAGGAAAUCGCUGAACAGGAGGAGCAAGGAGAUCAUUUCCAAAGUUUAGUCAAUGAAUUGGGUGUAGCAACUAAAAAACGGCCAUCUUUUAAAGAAGCUCUGCCAACCUUGUUAGCUUCGAAGUCGCAGGAUCGUGCAUUAAGCAAACAACAAUCUAAACUAAAUCAGAGUAACAUUUCGGGCAAAGAGCACGCACAUUUGAAAAGAUUAUUACCGCCUUCUAACCGUUUUAAAGAGCAUAAUCAUGAAUUGGAUGCGGAAUAUGUAGAAAAAUUAAUGGUGGGGUCUAGAGAGAAAUUUAACAAAACCAUGAGAUGGCCUCAGUUAGAAUGCUUUCACGCGCUUAUACCUAAAAGUAAAGACAACGAUCAAAUAAUUUACAUCGAUGAAAAUCUACCUAAAACACUGGAGACAGCUACUGAUCUAGAGGCUGUUGAUCUUUAUUGUCCUCAUCGUACUUUAACGAGCGGAGAAGAAGUUCGUUUAGUGUAUACUUUACAUGCUUUUAUUCUUAUAUUGAAGAUGCGAGACUGUGUUAUGUUGAAUAAUAAAAAAAUUGAAAAAGAAGAAAAUAGUAAUAAAGGCUUAGCAUUGGCUGAUGCAUAUCGUGAUCAAGGACUAGCGUUCUAA
This is a messenger RNA of Glossina fuscipes, 1082 nucleotides long. RefSeq lists its product as uncharacterized. The transcript has 4 exons. Bases 318 to 1082 code for a protein of 254 amino acids. Lineage: Eukaryota; Metazoa; Arthropoda; Insecta; Diptera; Glossinidae. The record is from RefSeq and is a predicted model, not a curated record.